AUGCCUCAGCCAUUGAGCUCGAAAGAUAGCUCAUUGUUCCGUCAAGUAGUUCGGAAUUGCGAGAAUAAACAGUAUAAAAAAGGGCUCAAGGCCGCGGAGCAGAUCCUUAAGAAGAACCCAAACCAUGGAGACACACAAGCGAUGAAAGGGCUCAUGUUGAGCUACCAGGGACAACAGGAAGAAGCAUUUGCGCUGGCUAAGAUGGCUCUCAAGAACGAUAUGAAGUCGCAUAUCUGCUGGCACGUCUACGGCCUGCUCUACCGCGCAGAGAAGAACUACGAUGAAGCUAUCAAGGCCUAUAGAUUUGCUCUCAAGCUCGAGCCGGAGUCACAGCCUAUACAGCGAGAUCUGGCCUAUCUACAAGCUCAGAUACGGGAUUUCCAGGGAUACAUUCAAAGCAGAUCAACAAUGCUUCAGCAGCGGCCCGCGCUCCGUCAGAACUGGACUGCGCUUGCGAUUGCCUAUCACCUCGCGGGCAACCUCUCGGAAGCAGAGAAUGUGCUUACGACUUACGAAGAAACGCUAAAGACGCCCGCGCCGCGAACUGACAUGGAGCACUCUGAGGCGGUUUUAUAUAAGAAUAUGAUUAUUGCGGAAUCAGGUGACCUGGAGAAGGCCCUUGAACACCUUGAAGCCGUCGGCAAACAGUGUUUCGAUAUCCUUGCCAUCAUGGAAAUGCGCGCGGACUACCUCCAACGGCUUGGCCGAACAUCCGAAGCUGUUGCCGCUUAUGAGGCUUUGUUGGAGAGAAAUCCAGAAAACUCGCAGUACUAUGACCAUCUAAUUGAGGCCAAGGGAAUACCUAAGGGUGACCAUAAAGCCCUGAAGGCUGUUUAUGAUUAUUGGGUUGAACAGAAUCCUCGCGGAGACGCACCUCAGCGCAUUCCUUUAGACUUCCUAGAAGGAGAUGAUUUUAAAGAAGCUGCAGAUGCGUACCUUCAGCGAAUGUUGCGCAAGGGUAUACCGUCUACAUUCGCCAAUAUUAAGACACUCUACACUAACCCUGAAAAACUAGCUGUUAUUCAGGAGCUUGUGGAAGGUUAUGCAGCCGGGGAUCUAAAGGACCAACCCAAUGGGUCUGCCGACAAACAGGCAAACGGAGAUGAGUCGCGGUUUGAGGGCUCCGUUCUCUACUUCCUUGCCCAGCACUACAACUACCACCUAAGCCGUGAUCUUGAAAAGGCGAUGUCCUACGUGGAUAAAGCCAUCGAACUCUCACCCAAAUCGGUAGAAUGUUGGAUGACCAAGGCACGGAUAUGGAAGCACUACGGAAACCUUGCCAAAGCUGCAGAAACCAUGGAAGCUGCUCGGCUACUGGACGAUAAGGAUAGGUACAUCAAUUCAAAGGCCGUCAAGUACCAGCUCCGACACGACGAAAACGACAAAGGCCUUGAUAACAUGAGUAAAUUUACUCGAAAUGAAACUGUUGGAGGCGCGCUUGGGGACCUGCACGAAAUGCAAUGCGUUUGGUUCUUGACUGAAGAUGGCGAAUCAUACCUGCGUCAACGGAAGCUCGGCCUGGCCCUAAAACGGUUCCAUGCAAUCAGCAAUAUCUUCGAUAUAUGGCAGGAAGACCAGUUUGAUUUCCACAACUUCUCUCUACGCAAAGGCAUGAUCAGGGCUUACAUCGAUAUGAUUCGAUGGGAAAAUUGCCUACGGGAACACCCGUACUAUAGCAGAGCUGCCAUCGGGGGAAUAAAAUCUUAUAUCCUACUACACGAUGAGCCAGAUCUUGCUCACGGGCCCAUUCCCAGCGGUAUGAACGGGGCCGAUGGAGGUGUGGAUAGUGCUGAGCGUAAGAAGGCUCUCAAGAAGGCCAAGAAGGAACAGCAGCGACUGAAAGAGGCAGAGGCCGAAAAGCAGAGACUCAAGAAGGCUUCUGGAACAGGCACUGGUGGUGACUCCAAGAAGGAGGACACCGACCCUCUUGGCUUGAAUCUGGUUCAUACCUCUGAUCCACUGAAGGAAGCCAUGAAGUUCUUGAACCCCUUGCUGGAGGCUUGCCCGGGUAACAUUGAUGCGCAGAUGGCCGGCUUUGAGGUGUACAUCCGAAGAAAAAAAUACCUCCUGGCAAUCAAAUGCCUGCUCGCAGCUCAUGCCAUCGACCCAUCCAACCCAACCCUACACAUCCAACUCGUCAAAUUCCGCCAACAGUUUGACGCAGGCGCCGCCGCAGCCCUCACGCCACCAGACAUCAUCGACCUUAUCAACGCAGAAUUUGAUAUCCUGCUACCCAAAUCCACCGAUCUCACGAAAUGGAACGAAGAGUUCCUAUCUUCCCAUGCAAAGAGCGCCGCCCACGUCCAGGCAGCACUAACAGUCCGCCAAAUGCUCAGCCCGGAGUCAAAGGGCCAAUCUGAAAAGGACCUUAUUUCAUCCAUCGACCUAGACACCACAACGCUCGAGGACGCUUUGGCUGGUCUCAGCUUACUUGAUGACUGGGGCAGUGCAGCAGAGACGAAGGCUUCGUAUUCAUCCAACGCUCGCCGCAGAUGGACAAAGGCUUCUGUAUUUCCGCAGUGA
Microsporum canis CBS 113480 is the source of this 2523-nucleotide messenger RNA. RefSeq names its product NMDA receptor-regulated protein 1. Bases 1 to 2523 code for a protein of 840 amino acids. The transcript is spliced from 3 exons. Lineage: Eukaryota; Fungi; Ascomycota; Eurotiomycetes; Onygenales; Arthrodermataceae. Gene Ontology annotation, biological process: N-terminal peptidyl-methionine acetylation. The record is from RefSeq and is a predicted model, not a curated record. Gene Ontology annotation, molecular function: protein binding; protein-N-terminal amino-acid acetyltransferase activity. Gene Ontology annotation, cellular component: NatA complex; cytoplasm.